CCUCAUUUAACUGCCCGCCAUCUCUCUGUCCCUCUUCACAUUUAAAGCCAACAAAACAAACGUUGGCGUCACCGCCUGCCAGUCUCUCAUGUCUGUUACGCAUCCGAGAAGAGAGAUGGCGGAGGGGAAGGGUAACGGAGUGGACGCGGCGGCGCUUUCCCGGAAGCGGCCGCGGGCGCCCAUCCGGCGGACUACGAGCAUGAAGGAGUUCUCCGCGGAGGAUCUGGCGGCGGCGGUGGAGGGCGGAGAGGGUAUCCGUCGUCGCCACAACGAUUUCCUCCUGCGGGAGCGGCGGGUGGAGGCGGCGGCGUUGGAUGCGCCGCCAAGGAGCAUCCAUCGGCGAAGCUUCAGCGACGUCUGGGCGACGACCAAGUUCUUGAUGACCUGUGGCCUCUGCAAUCGCCGCCUCGGCCCUGGGUUCGAUACCUUCAUCUAUCGGGGUGAGAUGUCGUUUUGUAGCUUUGAGUGCAGACAACACAAGAUGAACCAAGAUGAGCUGAGAGAUAAAGGAAUGCUGGAGUCCAAGAAGAGUGAUGCAACCCACUCAACCACAGAUUCACAAAGCACUGGUGAUGGCCAAAGUUGACUGCUAAAUGAUGCAGCAUGUUAGUUCCUCCAAAACAUCAAUGAAGGUACGUACAUACCCCAGCUGCCUCAAAAGGAAGUUUUCACUCUUAUUUGCCAACCAACGCAGUAUUGUAUAUAUAUAUAUAUAUAUAUAUAUAUAUAUAUAUAUAUAUAUCACAUUUCAUGUAGGCAUAUGUUGGUGUUUGCAUACAUUUGUAUUUAUGAAUCCAAUGGGUUCAUGUAUGUAGAAAACUUGGUCAUCUUUUUGUUGGGAAUUCCUGUUGCUUCUUUGUUUCCAAAAUGGAAAUAAAAGAGUAAAGCUAAAAUGAUUUAUUCUUUUGCUAUGUAGUAUCAAUAUCAAAGAAGUCAAUACUG
Musa acuminata subsp. malaccensis (wild Malaysian banana) is the source of this 942-nucleotide messenger RNA. Its product is annotated as FCS-Like Zinc finger 5-like. Lineage: Eukaryota; Viridiplantae; Streptophyta; Magnoliopsida; Zingiberales; Musaceae. The record is from RefSeq and is a predicted model, not a curated record.